Drosophila bipectinata is the source of this 5742-nucleotide messenger RNA. RefSeq names its product coiled coil domain containing protein Alhambra (gene Alh). Lineage: Eukaryota; Metazoa; Arthropoda; Insecta; Diptera; Drosophilidae. The record is from RefSeq and is a predicted model, not a curated record. Gene Ontology annotation, biological process: regulation of transcription by RNA polymerase II. Gene Ontology annotation, molecular function: histone binding; nucleosome binding. Gene Ontology annotation, cellular component: nucleus.
UAAUCGAACUAUCGUUAGGCCACCGUUUUUUGGAGCACCUCUAUGUCACGGUCGCUUAUUUGGAUUUUAAGUGCUCAAAAGCCCCGAGUUCUAAGUCGUUUCGCUUCCGAAGGAUUUUGGCGUUUACAAAGUUUGACAUAACGUGAAAAAAUCCGUGUUGCACCUGUGCUGUUCAGCCAGAAUCGCAUAGCUUGGAAAACGUCUUCGCUGCAUUUGUGUACAGCAGGUGGUGUUGUCUCUCUUCCGCCCGAUCUGGUCACCAGCUUGCUUCAAUGUGCGAGCGAAACAACAACAAACAAGUUACAAGUUCCAACAAAAUUCCAUCUUCAUUCAAUGCUAAACUGGAGCUUGACUCCAGCAAAGACGACACCAUUCACUCCGCAAGCUUGAACAAAAAACUGGUCAAGAUUAAAAAGUUCAAGCUGGACGACAUGAAGGAGAUGGUGGGCGGCUGCUGUGUAUGUUCGGACGAGCGGGGGUGGCCGGAGAACCCGCUCGUCUACUGUGACGGCCAGAACUGUACGGUGGCGGUUCACCAGGCGUGCUACGGCAUUGUCACCGUGCCCACAGGGCCCUGGUAUUGCCGCAAGUGCGAAUCCCAGGAGCGAACCUCUCGCGUUCGCUGCGAGCUGUGCCCCUCCCGUGACGGUGCCCUGAAGAAGACGGACAACAGCGGCUGGGCACAUGUCGUCUGCGCCCUCUACAUACCGGAGGUGCGCUUCGGGAAUGUGACUACAAUGGAGCCCAUCAUCUUGACCCUCAUACCGCAGGAGCGGUACUCAAAGACCUGUUAUAUUUGCCUAGAAAUCGGCAAGCCAAAUCGGGCCAAUGUCGGCGCCUGUAUGCAGUGCAAUAAGUCCAACUGCAAGCAGCAGUUUCAUGUGACCUGUGCCCAGAGCUUGGGUUUGCUCUGCGAGGAGGCCGGCAACUAUCUGGACAACGUUAAGUACUGCGGCUAUUGCCAGCAUCACUACAGCAAGCUGAAAAAGGGCGGCAACGUCAAAACCAUUCCGCCAUACAAACCCAUUCAACAUGACACCUCCUCCGAUUCCUGUUCGUCACCCGAAAAGGAGAUCGAUUCCACCAUGAACUCGUCGGCCACAUCGGCGACGAGCAUCAAGUUUACCAGCAGCAGUGGCAGCGGAACUAAUGCCACAAGCAGUGCCCUCAAUACCAACUCCGGAGCGGGUAUCUCCGGCGGAAGUAACAGUGGCGGCGUCUCAUCGUCGUCCAAACAGCGCAAGAGCAAUGCCUCGAGCAAGUCAUCCAGUAGCAGCAGCAGCAGCUCUUCUUCUUCAUCCACGGGCAUGGCGGCCAAUGCAUCUAGUUCUGCAAACACAGGAGGCUCUGGUAAUCCACCGGCUGGAGGUAGCCUUCUGCCUGGAAGCAGUAGCAGCACCAGCAAUGUGGGAACUAAUUUAAGCAACAACCCGACAGGCGGAAGCGGAUCUACCACCAACCCGUCUAGUUCGGCUAGCGGGAGCUCCAGUGGAGCGCAUUUACCAACUGCUGGCAGUGGAGCAUCUCAAUCGACGACCAGUCAGUCAUCCGCGCCAGCUCCUAGCACGAAAUCAUCGGCUAGCAGCUCGAGCAGCAGCAGUAGCAGUUACAAGGAUAAACAUAGCAAGAGUCUGAGCAAAUCCACUUCCAGCAAAGAGAAGGAUAGCAAGGACAACGCAAGCAAUUCAGCUAACAAUAGCUUUUCGAAUUCAUCAGCCACCUCCACGUCCUCCAGCUCUUCAUCUUCUCGGGAUAAGUCAUCGUCGAAACUUUCGAAAAGCAAAGACUCUUCACAAGUGCCAAGUGGCAGCAGCACAAGCACCACCAGCAGCAUUAGCACCCAGCCCACUUCAUCUACAACGACCUCGAGCAGUGCAUCAGCAGCGACCGGCACUCAUUCGACCAGCUCGGCUUCUAGUGGCAUUAACUCCACGGCUAACUCAAGCAACGAACACUCGAACCAUGCCCAGAAUCUAAGCACCAGUGGAGGAUCGGGAAGCAUCACCGCCGGAAAGUCGCAAAUGACCAGUAAUUUGGGGCCUCAACUGAACUCCAGCAGUUCAGGGUUCGGUUCGGAGCUCAGAUCUGGAAGCAGCACCUCCAGCACAGCCCCAAACGAUUCAUCCAACUUCGGUGCUGGCAGUAAUUCAAGCUUAGACAGGGACACUUUGCCCGGCGCUGGUUCGUCGGCAAGCAAUCUGUCCGGGAUUAUCGGCAUGGGCCUGGGUGGUGUCUCGUCCACGGCAGCCACCAAUCUGACCACCAACAAAAGCGGCUCCUCGUCGUCGUCGUCCUCGACAAGUGGUAAUCCCAUAUCAACGAACCUGUCCACCAGCAGCUCAUCAUCGAAUUCGGUAUCAAAGAAACGAAAAGCUGACUCGGCAAAGUCCAGUGGAAGUGGUUCCAUCUCGGCGUCCGUUUUGGACGACAGCAAUAGCUCUUUUCGGGACAUUAUCAAGGAUGUGCAGGUCACUCUAACGCCUCUAACAGACUUUGAAAAGGAAAUCGAGAAGAGUUCGAAACGGCAACGAACUGAGCUCAGUCCACCGACCCACCAAACAUCCGCCACCGCUGAAGUGAAUGCUCCACUUUCCAGCUCAACAAGUGCAUCCAUUGCAGUAGCGGCGAGUGCUACGGCAGCGGCAGCAUCCCCAGCCACCGGCGGCAACACCUCAGGCAGCAAUGCGGGCUCCACGGGCAGUGGAAACAGCUCCGGAGGAGGCUCAGCUGGAGCACUGGGAUCUAGCAGCUAUCCAAAGACUGACUCGGCAAAGGCGAGUGGAGCAGGAAGUGGCACUGGGAGCAGCAGCAACAGCAGUACCAACAUCAGCAAGCACGGCAGCAACAUCAAGGAGAGCAGCAGCAACCAGCAGCCAGGGAGCGGAAGCAGCAGCAACGCCCCCAGCCUGUAUGUCUCCGUGCCCCUGUCAACGGCCAAUGUACCUGGAAUCAACCUGCCCGCCAACAGUAGUAGCAACAAUCCAAGCAGCGACACCCAUGCAGCAGGAUCGCGCGGCAAUGGCACUCAGUCGCAGCAACAGCAGAGCCACCAAAGCAAUCCCACUUCGAUGAGUGGUGCAUUCCAUGGCGGAGCAGCAAGCGGCAGCCCUAGCGGUGGCUCCUCGUCGGUCAUUCAACACCAGAGCGGCAAGUCGUCACCGGCGCUGGGCAACCUAGUCAGUGGCAACAGCGGCGGCAGCAUCAUCUCCGCCAGCGGCGGCAACCUAACUGCCACCACCACGGAGAGCGGUAAUCUGAAGAUCAGCUUCGAAAAGCAGACCACGCGGGUGCAGCAGCUGCAGGAGCAGGAGGCACCGCCAGCACGACGUAGCAGAUCGCGAUCCGGUGAGAGUGGCGGUAGCCAUCAUCACACCCACCACCAUCACCACCCGACCCACCACAAUAGCCACCACCAGCCAGCAGGGUCACUGCAGCAGCCACAAUCCCAGCAACAGCAGCAGCAGCCACAUGCUCUGCACUCCUCUGCCUCCGCCGCCAACGCCUCAGCCAACUCCUCCUCCACCUGCCCUCCCAAUUCUACCUCUUCGUCCACCCUGUCCAGUGGCCCUGCCUCCUCAAAUUCGAAUCCGAAAGCUCCCUCACGGUCGGGCAAGAAACGUGGUGCUGCUCCGGUCAAGAACGACGCAGCCCCGGCGACUCCAACUGCCGCCAAUCUGGCUGCAACCACCGCCGAGAAGCAGAGUCGCCACAGUUCGCCCCACUAUCGAGGCACGCCCACGCCCCCGCCACCGGGUGCACCACCUCCAGUGGUCUCCUCGCCAGUGGUAAUGCUGCAGUCCCUUUCCUCCUCCUCGAUCGACUCCCCGCCAGCCAACCCAGCAGCAACUAGUCGCAGCACUCGCAACAACACCACCACCGGUAGCAACAGCAACAACAAUCAUAACGGCGAGCAGACAUCCUCGUCCUGUUCGUCCACGUCGUCCUCCUCCUCGAGUGUUAGUUCCAGUGGUAGUGGUGGGGCUGUCGUUAAUCUGAUUGACUCGCCGGUGAACAUGUCGGCGUCUGGGAACUACCGUGGCAGCAACAUGUUGCCAGCGGCUAGUGGCAAUAGUCAGGCCAAGCCCCUGAAUAAGAAAAUGCUGCGGGCCCAGCAGACGCAGCUGUAUCAGCAGCAGCAGCAGCAACAGCAACAGCAGCCACAGUAUACACCUUCCGUUAGGUCUAGCUCCCCCGCCAAUGUCAGCUCCAACUCAGCUUCGAACACAGCCAACUUUAGCACGCACUUGCAACAGGCACAGCAGCAGCAUCAACACGAAGAUUUAGAGAUUUUGCAAUUCACUAAUUUGAAUCCCAAUCCUUCUUCCAACCCCAACACUCCGACGUCGAAACCAAACAGAACGCCCGACCUCGGCUUGGCCUCGUCCAUAUCCUCGCUGGUGCCCGUGACAACAGCAGCCCUGGCCACGCUCACCAACCAGUUGCCCCUCAAUGCGGUGUCCAGUGGCGGAUCUAGCGGCGGCCUCAAGUUCACCUACGAAAGCCAGACCACCUUGGAUGUUCAAAUGCUGCCCGUGAGCGCCAUCAAGGACUCGCCUCCCAGCUCGCCCGGUUCUGAGGUUGGACUGGCCAUACACACGGCUGCAGCGGCGGUGAGCUCCCUGAAUGCCGUCAUUCCGGCCUCGGCAACUGCUCAGCCCGGCAAUGUCCGUAAGCGGGGACGCAAGGCCAAGGACUCCACGAUAGCAGCCCAAGCAGCAGCCGCGGCAGCAGCAGCGGCAGCGGCGGCGGCGGCGGUAGCUGCCUCCAAUGCUCAGCCAGAUCUCAAGGACGUGCGCAUACUGCAGAAUGGAGCAGCCAGUGGCUCGAGCAAUCCGGCCAGCAGCACUCCCACGCCCCCUGCCACGCCGGCAGUGUCCACUCCGGCUGCCUCCACCGGAUCUAGCUCGAUAAUCACCCACACGGCCGCCCACAUGCUGGGCAAUCAGAUAAAUCCCAACAGCAGUGUGGCGCAGAAGCUGUCCGAGCAGUUGCACAUGGAAGUGCAGGACCAUUCGAUCUACACGCCGGACUCGAUGAAUUCGCAGUACGCCGGAGUGCCCUUCCCCGGCAAGCAGCGCAACUCGAGUGCCUCGACUAAUAAUGCCACACCAGCUCCGAAUCCACUGCAGUCGAUGUUCAGCGGUGGUGGGAUCAACGGAAACAUGCCGAUACCACAGAGUCUGGAGCAGCUGCUGGAGCGCCAGUGGGAGCAGGGCUCACAGUUUCUGAUGGAGCAGGCCCAGCACUUUGACAUUGCCUCCCUGCUGAAUUGCCUGCAUCAGCUGCAGAGCGAGAAUCUGCGACUGGAGGAGCAUGUGACCAGUUUGAUUGCUCGACGAGAUCAUCUGCUGGCUGUUAAUGCGCGCCUGCAGAUUCCGCUGAAUACGAUCGGCAGCAAUGCCAAGACCGAGGCGCACGGUAAGUAGAGGAGGCGCGCCUUCUCUCUCUGAACUUGGUGUCGGCAUUUGCUCGCUUCCAGCACUUAGCCUUGGAGGAGCCUUACAUCCACCACCUACCACCCACCACACAGCCACUGAAUACAGACCAAAAUUUGCGUUUAUUACGAUUGAUUUUCAAUUCUCUUAUGUUCGCAUUCAUUGUACAUACUAUAUACUAUCAGUAGUUUGUGUCGAUAGCUCUAAGUACCUUAGGUUAAGUUCCAAACUGAAUCGGUUGCAAAUGGUCGUGUAUAUAAGGAGAAUAUGUAUGUACAUAAUAGGCCACAUAAUACCCACCCAUCCA